CUCGCUCCAAUAUGGCUGCCCCCAGGGGAGGCGAAGGCCAACGUAAACUGCAGACCCCAAAUCCCUCUUCGCAUGGAUCGCAGCGCGGAGUUCAGGAGAUGGAAGGCGCAGAGUCUGAACAAGGCGGACCUCAGCCGGAAGGGCAGCGUGGACGAGGGUGUGGCUGAGCUUGUGCAGCUCCUGAAUGCGCGAGAACAGUAUUUUACCACCAGCUCCUGCGCUGGCCGCAUCCUCCUCCUGGACGGGAAUAUAAAUGGCUUUGAGGUUCAGAAACAAAACUGUUGCUGGCUGUUAGUUACGCACAAACCUUGUGUGAAAGAUGAUGUGAUUGUAGCUCUGAAAAAAGCAAAUGGAGAUGCCGUUUUGAAGUUUGAACCCCUUGUUCUUCAUGUGCAGUGUCGACAAUUGCAGGAUGCACAGCUUCUGCAUUCAGUGGCGAUAGAUUCUGGUUUCAGGAACUCUGGCAUAACAGUGGGAAAGAGAGGAAAGACUAUGUUGGCUGUCCGGAGCACACAUGGCUUGGAAGUUCCAUUAAGCCAUAAGGGAAAACUGAUGGUGACAGAGGAAUAUAUCGACUUCCUAUUAAAGAUAGCAAAUCAAAAAAUGGAGGAAAACAAGAAGAGAAUUGAAAGGUUUUACAGCUGCCUACAAUGUGCUUUGGAAAGGGAAACUAUUACUGACUUACAUCCCAAAGAGAAAAUCAUCGUGAAAAAUAAUUCAUAUUCUCAUAAGAAAAAAAGAAACCGAGAAAAAGCAAGUGGCAAAUGUGUUACUGAAGAAAAUGAUAAAAAACUUGAAAGUGAUGAUGAUCCAGGAAUCAAUGUUACUCUCUUCCCUGAAGAUUACUAAGAUUUGGUUCUAAAGUGUCUUUGGUAGAAUAUGUUUCUAAUAAUUAUUAUAAAGCUGCUCUUUAUAAGAGUGUUUUAGUUCAUUGAGUAUAUCAGACAUUCAGAAAAGCAAGGUUUAAUUUUUUUUUUAAUUUUUAAAUUUUAUUUUUGUUUAAAAUAUUACAGAUGCUCCUUUUUCUCCCCAAUGACCCGUAUUUUAGAGACACCCAUCUUAUAAACAUAGAUGCCUUUUUAAAGUAGCUGUGUGUGAUGUUUGCUCAUUAAGUACCAUCUUUUAAAUCACGGAAAUUCAUUACAAAAAUAAAAUUACAAUUUUUAAUGCA
Molecule: messenger RNA, 1171 nt
Organism: Miniopterus natalensis
Lineage: Eukaryota; Metazoa; Chordata; Mammalia; Chiroptera; Miniopteridae
Gene: TYW3
Product: tRNA-yW synthesizing protein 3 homolog
Source: RefSeq, a predicted model, not a curated record